GUAGGCUCAUCCCUAGUCCCUACAGUCAAAGUCGUAUGGGAAUAUUUCGAUAACGCGUUAGAAAAAAAUAACUUAUUAAUAAUGUGGUUAUAAUAUUCGAUUAAGUUUAUUUAGUGUAGUUUUCUUUUCUUUGCGUUUUACUAAAUAUAAUUUAAUUAACUCUUAAAACUUAACCUAGUACUGUUUACCUUGCUUUUAGGUUAUGUUAGUUAAAAUCCCGUAUUUCUUACAACAUUUCUAUAAACAAUGAGCGAGGCUGAAUCUACACACUGCCGGGUUAUAUCUUUAGCAUGCCCUUUUUUGAAGCGAAGAGUAGAAUGUGCUGGAAGCGCGUUCCUUCGUUAUUAUAACGUGAAAUGUCACGGUGAGGAUACAUUACUACUAACUUCUAAAUCAAAAGAUAAAAAUGAGGAAAUUGUUUUCGAAGACGAUGUGGGCUACCUGAGGAGUCUAGACCCGAAAGAAUGGAAGAAACAAGACCAUUAUGCGGUCCUAGGAAUGAAAAAAUUGCGUAUCGAAGCCACUGACGACGAUAUAAAGCGAGCAUAUCGGCAGAAAGUAUUGAAACACCAUCCAGACAAACGCAAGGCACUCGGAGAAGAAGUCAGGAGUGACGAUGACUACUUCACAUGCAUCACUAAGGCCUAUGAGAUCCUUGGUUCACCAAAAACAAGGCGGUCUUAUGACUCGGUCGAUCCAGAGUUCGACGAUUCCAUUCCCACAUCCAGUGAGAUUAAGAAGGAGGGAUUCUUCAACAUUUUCUCAAAGUAUUUUGAAAUGAAUGCGCGGUGGUCAGAGAAAAAACAUGUGCCUUUGUUGGGAGACGAGAACAGUUCUCGGGAGUUUGUAGAAAAAUUUUACUCUUUUUGGUAUGAAUUUGACUCGUGGCGUGAGUUUUCUUAUUUGGAUGAGGAAGAGAAAGAGAAGGGGUCUGACAGAGAGGAGCGGAGGUGGAUAGAGAAACAAAACAAAGUGGCCAGAGCUAAACUGAAGAAGGAAGAAAUGACGAGAAUACGCAGUCUUGUUGACUUGGCGUACGCUAACGACCCCAGGAUACAGAGAUUCAAACAGGAAGACAAAGAUAAAAAGAUUGCUGCAAAACGUGCCCGCCAGGAUGCAGUCCAAGCUAAAAAAGCUGAGGAAGAGAGAUUAAUUAAAGAGGCCCAAAUUGCUAAACAAAAAGCUGAGGCGGCGGAGAGGGCGAGGAUGGAGGCGGCUCGAGCUGAGAGGGAACUGCAAAAGAAGAAUCUGCGCAAGGAACGAAAGUCACUUAGAGAUUUAUGUAAAAGUAAAAACUAUUUUGCUAAAAACGAAGACGAAACCGUCAGUAAUAUGGCAGCCGUCGAAAAGAUUUGUGAACUGUUGAAAGCCACAGAGAUCCAAGCCCUGAUCAAAGAUAUUGAGUCUAGUGGCCGGGAUGCAUUCAUAAAGGCUAUCACAGAGUCCGAAGAGAAGCUUGAAGCUGAACGCAGGGCUCUGUUUGAAAAUAAAAGAGCUGAGGAGCAAAAAGCAAAGAAAAAUGCAGCCCUUAAGGUUCCCAUAGAAUGGUCUCCCGAAAUGAUGCAGUUGCUCAUCAAAGCUGUCAACCUAUUCCCUGCCGGUACAAAUGCAAGAUGGGACGUCGUCGCUAACUUCCUGAAUCAACACGGAACAUUUACUGAUGAAAGGCGUUUCAAUGCUAAAGAAGUUUUAAAUAAAGCUAAGGACUUGCAGAGUUCAGAUUUCUCGAAGAGCAUCCUAAAGAAAGCUGCGAAUGAAGAAGCUUUCGAUCAGUUCGAAAAAGACAAAAAGAAGGUUGUCAACUCGGUGGAUGACAAUAGUAUAUCCAAGAAUGACACUCCCAAAUUAGUGAAUGGGAUCUCCAAACCUAAAAUGAAUGGGGACGUCAAGGAAUCCAAGGAAGAAAAGCCUUGGACCAAGACCGAGCAGGAACUUCUGGAGCAGGCCAUCAAAACAUUCCCCGUCAGCACUUCGGAGAGGUGGGACAAGAUCGCCGAAUGUAUACCGAACCGCUCCAAAAAAGACUGCAUGAAGAGGUACAAAGAGCUGGUAGAAUUAGUCAAAGCCAAGAAACAAGCGGCCAACAUCUCGAAAUAGCAUCUAAUGACAACUAGUUCGAUAUUAAAUUGUACAUCAGUUGGCCAUUUUAAUUUAUGACAUCCAGCAUCCGAUACCGGCCUUCGUCUCGCAUCAUGUAGCCCCGCAUUAGUUUGUACCACAGUCAUUCUCGAUGACAAUACAAUCGUAAAUUAGUCGUAACCGGAGCCGCAGCCUGUGCUAGCGGCGUCCUCGUGCCUGUAACUCGUAGAGAUUCCGUCGCCAAUAUUAUCUAAGGUUUAAUAUGUAAUAAAUCGGUCACCCUGACAACUAUCUGAUUAUUUAUUUGGGAACCUUACAGUCUAUACUCUAAAGGGACACACACUAUUGAGCACAACAUUCUCUUUUCACAAUACACAUACAAAACAAAACAUUUCUUUCUUUUUAGCCCAAUUUGUAUAUAUUUCACUAACUGUAAGGUUUAGGAGAGAAUUUGAAAAUUGAUCUUCGCGUCAUAUUUUUGUAUUUAUUUUUGUCAGCAAUGAACAUAGUCAAUUGGACAAUUUA
Messenger RNA from Danaus plexippus (monarch butterfly), 2604 nucleotides. RefSeq names its product dnaJ homolog subfamily C member 2. The coding region runs from base 247 to 2097 and encodes 616 amino acids. Lineage: Eukaryota; Metazoa; Arthropoda; Insecta; Lepidoptera; Nymphalidae. Gene Ontology annotation, cellular component: cytosol. Gene Ontology annotation, molecular function: ribosome binding; Hsp70 protein binding. Gene Ontology annotation, biological process: regulation of translational fidelity; 'de novo' cotranslational protein folding. The record is from RefSeq and is a predicted model, not a curated record. The transcript has 2 exons.